This is a messenger RNA of Colletes gigas, 2058 nucleotides long. RefSeq names its product double-strand break repair protein MRE11 (gene mre11). The transcript has 11 exons. Gene Ontology annotation, cellular component: Mre11 complex; nucleus. Gene Ontology annotation, biological process: double-strand break repair via nonhomologous end joining; telomere maintenance; mitotic intra-S DNA damage checkpoint signaling. Bases 98 to 2038 code for a protein of 646 amino acids. NCBI's taxonomy places the organism in Eukaryota, Metazoa, Arthropoda, Insecta, Hymenoptera, Colletidae. The record is from RefSeq and is a predicted model, not a curated record. Gene Ontology annotation, molecular function: manganese ion binding; DNA endonuclease activity; 3'-5'-DNA exonuclease activity.
UGGACCACGCUGCGUAUGAGUCCUGUUGUAAACACUCAAGGUUAAGCAACAUAACUUGUAGACUUCCAUUAAUUUGUAAAAAUAUUUUACGUAUAAAAUGGCAUCUGCACAAAGUUUGAAUGUAAAUAACAAUGCAGACGAUACAUUUAAAAUCUUAAUUGCAACGGAUAUUCACCUUGGUUAUGAUUAUAACAAAAAGAGGGGGAUGGAUUCAGAAGAUAGUUUUGUAACAUUUGAAGAAAUACUUCAACAUGGUAAAAAGCAUGAAGUAGAUUUUAUACUCCUUGGUGGAGAUUUAUUUCAUGAUACCAAACCAUCGCAAACUGCAAUAAUAAAAUGUAUGGAAUUAAUGAGAAAAUACUGCUUAGGUCCUAGAGAAAUCAAGAUAAAAUUCUUGAGUGAUCCUGAAGUUAUAUUCCAACAUUGCACUUAUAAAACUGUGAAUUAUGAAGAUCCAAAUUUAAAUAUCAGUAUGCCAAUAUUUUCUAUUCAUGGCAACCAUGAUGAUCCAAGUUUUGGAGCUGUUGGAUCAAUGGAUUUAUUGUCAGUAUCUGGUCUAAUAAAUUAUUUUGGAAAAUGGACAGACCUCACUAAAAUAACUAUUCCCCCAUUAGUAAUAAAAAAGGGAAAAACCUGUAUUGCACUUUAUGGUUUAAGUUACAUAAAUGAUCAAAGGCUAUCUCGAUUAUUGAGAGAUUAUAAGGUGGAUAUGUUACAACCAGAAAAUAUACCAAAUUGUUUUAAUAUACUUGUUCUACACCAAAACCGUGUACAACAUGGUAGUGAAUAUGCACAUAUUUCACAAAAUAAGUUUCCUGAUUUUCUUAAUCUUAUUAUAUGGGGACAUGAACAUGAAUGCCGUAUUACACCAGAAUUUGUUACAGAUACGGAAUAUUUUGUUUCCCAACCAGGAAGUUCCAUAGCAACUUCUUUGUGCGAAGCUGAAGCAAAACCUAAACAUAUCGGUCUCCUAAGCAUAAAAGAUAUGAAAUUUAAAAUGAAAAAAAUAAAGUUGCAAACUGUCAGACCAUUUGUCUUUGAUAAUUUAAUACUUUGCGAUCAGAAUAUAUCAGCAAAUUACAAUCAAUCGCUGUCAGAGUCUGUGUAUACUUUUGUUGAUGAUUACAUUGAAAAUGUGCUUGUACCUAAAGCUGCUGAGCAACUAACAAAUCAUCCUAAGCAACCUAUUCAACCUUUGAUUCGCUUAAGAAUAUUUUAUAGUAGCGAUGAUGAAAUAUUUGAUGAGAUUACAUUGGUACAGAAAUACUGUGAUGAAAUUGCUAAUCCCAUGGAUAUGAUAGUAUUUCGUAAAGAAAGCAGUCGUAGUAAAAAUUCAAAAGGGAAUAUAGAUGUUAAUGAUGAUUUAGAUGAUAUGGCACAAGCCCUCGCCUAUGAUAAUGAGGACAAUCAAGAUUGGAACAAAACCGUACAAGGAGGAAUAAAGAAGCAUUUUAGUUCAGAUUCAAAUAAAGAUGUCUUAACAGUACUAUCAGUCAAUGGCUUAAAUGAAGCAUUAAAUCGGUUUGUUGGUUCAGGUGACACAGAUGCUUUUAAAGGUAUAAUAAGGCAUCAAAUGAAAAAAACUAUGGCACAUUUGGAAACCUGUAAUGUCGAUGACACUGAAAGUAUAAUCAAAGAAAUUAAAAAUUUUCGUGACAAAAGAAGGGAAAAAGAGGAAGAGGAACAACAGGAGAUAAAAAAAAUGUUCAGUAAUACAAAAAAGACAACUAGAAAAACUGCAGAUACUGAAAUUGUCAUUAGUAGCGACGAAGGUGAACAAAUACAAAAAAUACCCGCAAAAGCAAAGCGAGGUAGAGGUACGGCAAUUAGAGGCAGAGGUUCACGAGAACAUGGUCCUGGUAAAACUAACGCGAACGUAAAAAAUACUUUAGAUAUAACAACUACAACACGAAAUCCCAAAACUACUAAACAAACCAAACAGACUCAGAGUAAGUUAAAAAAUUUCAUGCCCACAUCAAUGAGCCAAACUAAUUUAUCUAAAACCAGCUAUUAUCUUCAAUCGGAUGAUUCUGAUUAAAAUAUAAAUUAAGCAACCAG